AUGGAUACUGGAUAUCUGUGGAUUUAUAUUAACAAGGUACAUGGUCAUCUCAAAUUUUUUAAUUUACAUUAGAUUAAUUUUUCUUAUAAAUAUUCCUAUACUUCCCCCGGGAUUUUGUAAUCUCUUCCUUUUGAAGUCAGAACAGUAAAUUUUACUAUCCAAUUAACAACAGGUACAAAUUAAAUUUCUGGCUAAAUUAAAUUUACAUCUAAUGCAAUUUAAGGAUAGGUUUCAUUAAAAAAUAUUCAUGUCUCUAAACGAUAAUAUUAUCCAUCUUGUAUUUCAUGCACAGGUCCAGAGAAUAAUUAGUGUACAUAAUGCUAUUAUGGAAUACCAAAAAACAUUUUUCCAACUUGUCCACCUAAUCAAUAUUAAUAGAGGUUAAAUGGAUGCAAAGAAAUUUGUGAAAUCUACUCUCCAUUUUAUUCGAAUGGAUUUUGGUAAAAUUAUCUUAGUAAUUAUUAUUAAUUAAUAUAAUAUAGUUUCUACUAUAGAAUAUUGUAUAGCAAGAGGCACCAACUCUUAAGAUUUGAAAUGGUAGUUAAUAUAUGACUAACAGCAUGUAGAUACUUCUCCAAAAAUUAUUGCUGUAAAUCCAUAUAUAUUUGGUGUAUUUAAAUUUAAUUCUGGGAUCUAUAGAUAUUUCAAAGGGUUGUCUACCUAUUUGUAUGCAACCUAUUUAAUUGGGUUAAAAGUAAAAAUAUCCUUUUUUAAUGAUAUUCCAGUUAAUUGUGGAAUGUAGUUUAUGAUUAAUAAUACUUAUUAUGGAUCUAUUUAUAAAAAUGCCUUUAGAAUUUAAACUCAUAAAUAAAUUAAAAAUUUCAAACUAUUCUUCAAAUUAGGAAUCUUAUUUAACAUAUUCCUUCCUAAAUAUUCAUUUUUAUUUUCAGCAAAAGGGAAUUAUACGUAAAUAAUCAUUUAUUAAGAUUAGUGAUGGCACAGUAGGUUGGUGA
Molecule: messenger RNA, 953 nt
Organism: Paramecium sonneborni
Lineage: Eukaryota; Ciliophora; Oligohymenophorea; Peniculida; Parameciidae
Source: the annotation of a GenBank genome assembly